UUUAAAUUAGCCAAAUACUUUUACAUUUAUAUAAGUAAAUUGAUUGCAGUUCAUAGUAAUAUAUUUGAUUUGGGCGGUCUCACUGAAAACAACCGAGAUUUUGAUGACGAUAGCGCUGCGUAAUCGAUAAUCUCUCACAGCUGUUUGUGUCAUCGCUAGGCUUGGUGUAAACAACAAAACUUAUUACAUACAUACAGAUAUUUGUGUUUGUUGUGGUUUUUUGGUGUGCCUGUUGUUUGUCCGACCACCAGAAACGAUGGCCCGGCUCAAUGACACCAAAAUACCCAUAACGGAGUUUCUCGAUGCCUACCGCCGUCAGCCGUGUCUCUACAAUUCCGUAAUGGACACGUACAAGAAUCGUGUGGUGCGCGAACAAGCCUACGAAGCAAUAAUAAAAACAUUGAAAAUACCACAAUUAACGGUGCUGGACAUCAAAUUGAAAAUCAAAAGCGUACGCACCGUUUACACCAAAGAGUUGCGCAUAUUGCUGCGUGAAAAGGAAAUGGGUCGAAGCUACGAACCCAAACUGUUUUGGUUUAAGCGUGCCGAUGCUUUUUUGCGCUCCGUUUCGUUGUCGCACUGCAAACGCCUUAAGGAUAACAAUGAAACGCUCAGCAUCAAGAAGGAGGCGUCAGAGCAGCAACUGCUCUUUAAUGUCAAAGCUGCGCUCAUCGAGGAUGAAUUGCAACAGUCGCAGCAGCAGCAACAACAACAACAACAGCAGCAGCAGGAGGAUGAGGAGGAGGAUGGGUCAGAGAAUGAAGCGUAUAGAAGUCCCAAGCGAGUAUGCACAGCGAGCCAUACAACACAGGUCAAUCGAACGAUGGAUGACAGCUCCAUUUGUCCCCUAGAAGAAGAACAACAACAGCAGCAACAACAACAACAACAGCAGCAGCAGCAGACACAGCAACAACAACAACAACAUCAGCAACAGCAGCAGGAACUGCAGCAACAGACAACGCUGCGUAAAUUAAGGUAUUUGCCCUACACACCAAGCCAACAACAACAACAGCAUCGCCAGUCGACGCCGUUUCCAGCACCAUCUCCCACCCAGCAACUGGAUUUAUCAUCCUCUUCGAGUGCCAGUGCCAUUUGCUUUGGCGGCUCCACUGCGACUGAAGAUGAUUUGAUCAUAUUUGGCCAAAGCAUUGCCUCUCAGCUACGCUCGAUUCCCGAUCCAUAUUCACGUUCGGUAGCCAAGCUGCGUAUUCAGCAGGUUUUAUUUGAGGCGGAAACGGGUCAAAGCAGCGAAUCGGUCAAUCCACAAUUGCCCAGCUUUUGAAUGAUCGUUCAAUUAAUGUUAAUAUCAAUGUAAUGUAUUUAUUGUUUAGCAUUUGUAGAAAUUUAGAUGUAAUUUGACUCUGUGUAAAUGUUGAAUGUAUAUUUUUAGUUUGUUGAGUAUCUCAGCAACAUGUUGUAAAUUUUUAUCGCAUUACGGUUUCCAAGUGCAAAAAAGGAAGAUAAUCCCUUUACACUAUAUGUAUAUUUAAAACAUUAGUUAUGAAAUGAGUAAGUUGACAAAUAGGAAUCAAAACAUUAGCCUAAGCAAAACAGUUUUAAGCGGUUGCUGUUUGAAUUUCGAUAAAAUGAAUCGAAAACCGAAAAUUAUCGCAAUAUCAUCGAAUAAACAUAUGAACAAAUCUACGAUGGUAAUUUGCGUUAUAAUUAA
Messenger RNA from Drosophila nasuta, 1669 nucleotides. Its product is annotated as putative cyclin-dependent serine/threonine-protein kinaseDDB_G0274007. The transcript is spliced from 2 exons. Lineage: Eukaryota; Metazoa; Arthropoda; Insecta; Diptera; Drosophilidae. The record is from RefSeq and is a predicted model, not a curated record. The coding region runs from base 257 to 1282 and encodes 341 amino acids.